AACUAACGUGGCUUACAACCUUAUUGCGUGCCCACUUUUUCUUGACGUUUGUCUCUCUUCUUCCAUGUUCACUUCGUUUCUUCAUGUGUUUUCUUGCAGCUACAUGACACCAUUUUCUAAGAAUUUCAUGUGAAUCACUCACGUACACAAGCUUCUUACAUCUUCGUAAGUUGUGUGCUUGUCUCUGUGCAGACACACGUGGCAAGCAGCCUCAAGUUUGAUAGAUAAAUUGUUGGGUUUCAUGGUUUUGCUCUGGUGUCUUGAAAUGGAGCUUCUUCACUAAGUGAAAGCAGAGAUCAAAACUACACAGUUCAUCUAAAAGGGUGGUAUAGGACUGAAGUUUGGUAGCGUUUCACUUAUACUCAAAUAUUUUGAGGUGAUAAUUCAAGAGCGAACAUGAUGAUGAGAGGUGACUGAAAGAUCAAGAUUCUUACAUUGACCGAGCAAAGUUAUGAAAUCAACAGAAGACAACAACAUUUCCAAUGAACUUAUUCAAAGGAUGAAGCCAGAACAUAUUUUGUUACUUGACAGUAAGGUGCCCAAGCAAUUUAUCAGUUUUGAUGAACAAUAUCUUCGUCGAUGCCUUGAAUUUAUUCAGAUCACCGCAAAUAAGCCGACCACAUGCAGCUUAGACUCGGACUUUACUGUUUUUUCUGAGACCAAAAAUAUGUUAGAUAUCCUAAACAGCCCUUUAUUUCACAAAUUGGGUUCCACUAUUAGAGAUAGAUCAAGUUUAGUAGAUCUUCGAAACCCAAAAUGCAGUAGCCUUUUGUGUUCACCCUCUGAAUCAGACUCGUCUACAUCGGGGAAAUCAGAAAAAGAUUUGGCUGUUCAUAAUGACCAUGCAAAUGUAUCUGACCAUGUUCCUAAGAGCGUUGGUCCAUUAUCAACCCCUUUUGCCUCUGCUGCUGCUCAUUUAUCAUCUUUUAUGCCUGCUACUUCUUCCCGCUGGAUGCUGCACAACAGAGGGAAUCAAAAGUGUCCUCAUUACGUGUUCUCUUCCGAUAAUCAGAGGGAUAUCUAUUUCGCAAAUUUGUCAAAGGUUGAUUCGCCAAAUAAAAAGGUUACAGAUUACAUGUACGCCUUCCUUUCUAGAGCAGCUAAAAGAAAGGAAGGCGAGAUGUGUGAACAAGAGUUCAAUCUGAUAGGAAGAAUGAAGGUAUCUUCUUCAAUUACUAUUCUUUCAGACGGUACAGAAGUUAUGGAGACUUCAUUUGUGCUGUAUGGUUUUGAUGACAAUUGUGUGGAAGAGAGGCAAACUAAAAGCCACAAUCUCGAAAAAAGCAAGGGGUUAUCAGUGAAGAUGUCUGGCGUUUUAAAGGGAAGUCGCACAUUUAGACGAAGAAGAUCAAUGAGAUUAGAUGUUUCAACAUCCAUGAAAGAUAUUAAUUCCAGACAGGCAUGUGAAGGCGCUGGUGUAGAAGAUCAUUUUACUCCCAACCUCGAGUUAGCCGCCAUUGUUGUGAAAGAACAUAUUUCUCCAGCUAAUAAGAAUGUUAAAGUGGGAGGAUGGGGCUUAAAAUUCCUCAACAAAACUGGGCAAAGACAUUUAAAUGCCUCUCUACAAACAGAAGUACCAUUACAAUGCCAUUCACAUAGCAAUUCUAAUUGCUCUACAAGUAUAGACAUUAUAAUCCCUGCUAGUUUCCAUGGAUUGCCAAGAUCCAAAACCGGUAGUCCUUCUAGUCUUAUUGAUAGAUGGAUUUCUGGUGGCAAGUGUGACUGUGGUGGCUGGGAUAUGGGAUGCGCACUCACAAUACUUCAAACGAAGCAAACAGAGGCUUUUUGCCUAGCUAAAACUUUUGAUAUAUUUGCAGAGGGAUCAAAGAAAGAUUUAGCUACUAUGAAAAUGGUCAAUGUCCGUGACGGUUCAUAUUGUAUACCUUUCCAAUCAACUCUGUCAGCUUUGCAAUCUUUUUCGAUUGCUGUUGCGAUUCUUCAUGCUCAGAUUCACAGUCCUAAUCGUCAACUUAGCAUUGGUUAACACUUACCGGUAAGCAGGCAUAUGGUUAAUGGUCUGAGUAGUCAUCUCCUAGUAAUUUAUCGCAGGGAAAGGGUUAAAGUUUGAACACCAUAGUAGAGAGAUUAAUUGUGUGGAAAAUUCUGUCAUUAUUAUUGUCGACUCUGAUAAUGCAAUGCUGCUGCAUUACUUCGGGCCUGCCUGGUUUAUCAAAUUGUGAUUUGUAAAUGAGUUCUCUGUGCAUUGAGGGGAGAAAAUUCUUGUCAUUUGUAUAGUUGUGACUUGAUAUAAAAGUUUGUUAAAUUACAAGGGGUA
Daucus carota subsp. sativus is the source of this 2275-nucleotide messenger RNA. RefSeq lists its product as uncharacterized. The transcript has 3 exons. The record is from RefSeq and is a predicted model, not a curated record. Lineage: Eukaryota; Viridiplantae; Streptophyta; Magnoliopsida; Apiales; Apiaceae. Bases 452 to 1984 code for a protein of 510 amino acids.